UCAUCUGAAAAAGCGUCCAACGCGUUUUCGUGGUUGCCGUCGAGAUCACCAAAGCGAGCUCAUAAAACGACUACCGAGAACGUCCAAGGAGUUGUCAGCGCCAGUGACACGUUGGAAACGUUGGCUGAGAAGAACGAUGGUAUACCGUUGUUUUUGGCACGUUGCGUGGAGUACAUCGAAAAGAUGAUCCUUGAUGUAAAUGAGGAAGGCGGUCUGGAAAUGGAAGGCUUGUACCGUGUGCCGGGAAACCAAGCUCAACUGAGCGAGCUGGAAAAAGCUUUCCGAGAAAAGGGUGAUGUGGACAUUGCGAGUAUGGACAUGCCGGUGCACGUGGUGGCGACAGCGGUGAAGAACUUUUUCAGUUGUCUGGCAGAACCGCUAAUCCCGAUGGAAUUACAUCAGGAUAUCCUUGACUGCAUUAAUGGAUCUGAGGUCGUUGAACAACUGCAUGCAGUCAUGAGCCGAUUAACACCAGUAAAUCGUAACGUCCUCAUCUAUUUCACAUCUCAUUUAGAAAGAGUUGCCUCGUCUCCUAGUACCGCCAUGGAUGCGCAAAAUCUCUCAAAAGUUCUUUUUCCUACGUUAUUCAGGUAA
This is a messenger RNA of Ostertagia ostertagi, 594 nucleotides long. Lineage: Eukaryota; Metazoa; Nematoda; Chromadorea; Rhabditida; Trichostrongylidae. The record is from the annotation of a GenBank genome assembly.